AAAUCGUUUUAUAUAAAUACUUUGGUCGAUUGGCAUUUUGAUCGUCUCAAUCCCAUCCGUUAUGCCACAUCCAAACCACCUUUAUCAAUAUAUGACUUCUUUUCUAAUACAUAUAAUUGGAUGUUUAAAUCCUCAAUCUGUUGCAGGUUGAAACUCGUGAUUGAACGGCAGCGGGCUCCUGCUAUAGUAGUAUCUCACGAGGCCGUUUUGAGAGCAUUAUAUGCAUAUUUUGCUGAUAGACCAUUGAAAGAAAGUCCCCCACAUAGAGAUUCCAUUGCAUACGAUAACAGAGAUACAAAUGGGAGCCACAGGAGUAGAAGAGAAAAGAUACAAACUCAUGGAUUGAGACACAUUUGCGCACCAAGCUGAAGAGACAAGAAGAGACAUAUCUGUUGCUUAACCAUAAGGCAUGAAGCAUAUUUUGGGCCUCCUCCAGUUAACCUAGCUUGUGUCUUUCUGUUUGCUUAUUCGUUGUUAACAAUCACUUUUUCAAGUCAUUUAUUGGAUGGUUGACGCUAAUCAAGAGUUCGUUUGAUGUU
Helianthus annuus (common sunflower) is the source of this 539-nucleotide messenger RNA. RefSeq names its product 6-phosphofructo-2-kinase/fructose-2,6-bisphosphatase. Bases 121 to 369 code for a protein of 82 amino acids. NCBI's taxonomy places the organism in Eukaryota, Viridiplantae, Streptophyta, Magnoliopsida, Asterales, Asteraceae. The transcript has 4 exons. The record is from RefSeq and is a predicted model, not a curated record.